Molecule: messenger RNA, 3300 nt
Organism: Penaeus chinensis
Lineage: Eukaryota; Metazoa; Arthropoda; Malacostraca; Decapoda; Penaeidae
Gene: Nadk2
Product: NAD kinase 2, mitochondrial-like
Exons: 8
Coding region: 122-1426 (434 amino acids)
Biological process (GO): NADP+ biosynthetic process; NAD+ metabolic process
Cellular component (GO): mitochondrion
Molecular function (GO): NAD+ kinase activity
Source: RefSeq, a predicted model, not a curated record
CCGUCAUCAUCAGCUGAAUCUCAACCGAGCCUCGUUAUAAUUUUCCCGUGGAUGUACUUUGGUGAGACAUUAUCUCGAGUAAUUUCCGGAGCAUAAGUGUCAUCAAUUUGUCUGUUCAGCCAUGAACUUGUUGAAAAAUAUAGUUAAUCUGCGGGGAUGGAAGCCCAGGAGAGCAGGGUGCUUGUAUAACAGCCAGAGAGCUAUGAGUGCUUCAGAACCAGAACAUCUAGAGCCAGCCAAUUUCAAGCCACAGAAAGUACUGAUUCUCACCAAAUUGUCAAGAUAUGAGUUUGAAAAGCGUCGUCACCCAGAGUUGACUGAGAGACAACUAGAGAGAUGCCUUAGAAACAGAGGCUCAGACUAUAAUAUGUUACUCUACCACCACUACAUCCACAAGGGUGUUGAAAAUACAGUAAACAGUGUAUUCCGAGCAGCUGGCAUUGAAACCAAAGUGGUGUAUCGAUUUGACUACUCAGACCCCAACAUCGAAUGGGCAGAUGCCAUAGUGACUACAGGAGGUGAUGGAACCUUCCUUCUUGCAGCAUCUGGUGUUCUAGAGAGAAACAAACCUCUAAUAGGGUUCAAUUCUGAUCCCAUGAGAUCGAAAGGACAGCUAUGUCUCCCACAGAAGUACUCAGUGGAUGUGAAGGAGGCAAUUGAUAAGCUAUUAAAGGGAAAGUUUCGCUGGACCUUCAGAAGCAGAAUUCGUGUCACACUUAUUGGGGAAAAUAUCUAUAGACCACCAGUGGAAUUGCAUGACCAGCAGUUGUUACAUCCUGAGUACAGAUACCUCGACAUGGACUUGCAAUUACGUACGCUGAAGGAAAAUACACCAUCAACAGAUGAGUCUGGAUUACCUAGACGAGUACUACCCGUCCUUGCCCUUAAUGAGGUUUUCAUUGGCGAAUGUGUGUCAGCAAGAGUGUCGUAUUUGGAGUUGAGUUUUGAUCGUAACAAGGGGAUCAAACAGAAGUGUUCAGGACUCAUUGCCAGCACAGGGACGGGCUCAACCUCAUGGACUUAUAAUGUGAACAAGUUAACAGAACAGAAUAUGGAAGAAAUCCUCACUAUUGUGAAGGAGGAGACAGGCUUUCCCAUCCGCGAUACAGAUCCUCUAUUUGUACAGAAGAUUACUAAUAAGUUUAAUGAGAUGCUAAUCACAAAUCCAGAGGAGCCACGUAUGGUGUACACUAUAAGGGAUCAACUGGUUUCUUCACCCAUGAGAAGUGAAUGUGUCAAACCUCGGGGAUUCGCGAGGUCAAUAGCUGUAAAGUCUCGUUGCUUUGAUGCUUCUCUGGUGAUUGAUGGGGGUCUGUCCUUCACCUUCAAUGAUGGGACGCGAGCCCUUCUGGAGAUUCAUGAUGUGGACGCUCUCCGGACAGUGACCCUGCAUGAGGAUCCUACAGAAGUUUCCUUCAAGCACUGAAAGAAAUGUUUUGUUGUUUACAAACCGAAGACAGGAAAGGUUUUUGGUAAUAAGAAGGAAAAAUAACAGAAUUUUUUAAUAUUAACUUGAUAUGUGGUGCUCAUUGUCUAGUCAUACUGGGACAGAGUAAGUGUUUAUGACAUUUUGACAUAAGCUUAGUACAAGUUGUCUUCAUUGUCAGGUAAAAGGAGUAUUAUUCAGGAAAAUGGAAUGUGGAAAUAUCUUGCUGUUAGUGAAUACUGGAGCUUGCAAUGAAAGGGAAAUAUGUAGGUAGAUUUAAGUCAGGGUUGUAUAUAAAUAUCUCUGUGAUUAUUAAACUCUCACUUAGACAUUGUCACAAAUGAUAAGCACCUUAUUUGGUUAUUGAGCAAUAGUUGAGAGCUGUUUUGUAGCAGCAUUAUGCUUUGUGUAAUAGGUAAUUUGGUUUAUAUGUACAUAUAGCUUUAGUACAGAAUUUCUUUCUUACAUGAUUGCAUAUUUAUUUAGUGGACAUUUACAUUAUGAAUCUAUGACUUGUGAUUAUUGUUUUGCUCAUUAGUUUUUACUUAUAGAGAGAGAAUUGUGGGCAGAGUUGUACAUGCUUUAUAGAUAUACUAUAACCCUUCAAUUUUCAGUUACAGCUUCUGUAAUUUUAUCCCUAUAACAUGAAAUGCACACUUCACUUUUCAUACAGAGAACAGGGCAAGCAUAUCUGAUUCAGUAGGUUACUAGUAUCAUUGACAGUAUUAUUGACAUGAGACACUUUUCUUCCCAACUUUUGAUACACUGCAUUAAGUGGUAUGGAAUUUAAAUUAUAGCUGUUUAUUCCAGAUUGCCAUAUUUCACCAGGGUAAACUUCUUUCUGCCAAUAUACAUAGUAGAAUAUGCAUUUGUUUUUGUUAUGUCAUUAUGUUAUGAUAUUUCUGUGUAUGAAUAACUAUAUAUAGAUGUAUAGCAGCAGGGUAUAUUGGUGGUGUAAAUUAUUACCAAAGCAAACACUUGUUUUUUUGUUAACUUACCAUAAAAAGGUUUAUAUCUCCAAGCAGAGAGUUGUUACAAGAAGAGACAAAUGCAGUUUCAGUAAACUAUAUAAUACAGCACAUGCUUAUGGGAGAAAAUUAGUUCAUGAGUUACUUUUCGUACACUUUAAGAUGCAAAUUUUGUCCUUAUUUAUUUUGUUGUGUUCAGAGCACAGUAAUGCGUGGCAUUUUUGUUCUAAUACAUCCUUUUUCAUCUAUUUCAUUAAUCUUAUUCAUACAGAUUCAUGACCAGUUUCAACUUUUGCUCAUAAAUAGCAACUUGGACAAUAUGAUAUAUAAUAAUGUUUAUUGUCAGGAAGUUUUUCAUGUUCUUUGGGACAUUGGUCUCAUAUGCUUCCAGUUGUACAGAAAACCAAGUGUAAGACAUGGAUUGAAGACAAGCUGUAUCUCGAUGGAAAUCUGGGAAGGAAUAACAGUUCACCGUACUGUGAUGUUUUCACUCAGUCAUUACACACAAAGAUCAUUAUAUCUCUGUUUUAUCAAUUUCUAAUUCUUUAUGUAAUUUAGUACAUAGUUUAUGCUUCUUAUCAAAACCACAUUAAACUUACACCAGUCCCUCCAAACCUUCAUUCCAUUUUCUUUCAUAUUUUGUAGAUUAUCAUUAUUAAGUGAAAGGCCUUCUCCAUGAACCUUGCUCUGCCUCAGAAUGUCUGGUCACAUGUAUUCUGGUAUUGAUUAGUUAGGUCACCUUCCCAUGAGUAAUUUAUAACUCAGGUUGUAUUCUAGUGGUUAAUGCUGUUAUAUAUUUAGUCACACACACACACACACACACACACACACACACACACACACACACACACACACACACACACACACACACACACACACACACACACACACACACAUACAUAUAUA